AUGAUGUUUGUUUCUCUUCGAGCCACCACGCUUUUGUUUACAUUGGCUGGCAACUGUCUAGCUGCUAUCGACUGUAGAUACAAAGCAGACACCCGAGAUAAUGUAAACUAUUACACAUGUACGGAACUUGCGUUGAGAUAUCAAAUCUCGACCGAGCAGCUCUUCCUGUUCAAUCCAGAUCUCAAGACGGACUGUAGCAACAUCAAACCCAAUACCAAGUACUGUGUAGCUGGAGUUACAGCGGUAACUGUCACAACAGAUGGCUUCUGUGGUCCUAAUCACGGAAAUGCUUCGUGCAGAGGAUACUCAGGUGGUCAAUGUUGCAAUUCUGAGACCUGGAAGUGUGGCAAUUCCGCGUCGGACUGUCAAGCGGGAACAUGUUUUGAGGGGGGGUGCACCGGGUUCCCGACCGAGUUCUCAUUGAAUGGCGGCUCAUGUGGUUCGCAAAACAAGUAUCUCAAGUGCGGUGGUAAGUGGGGCGACUGCUGCAAUAAUAGUGGUAAAUGUGGUACGGGAGAGGCAUUCUGUGGCAAAACAUCUUGUCAAUCUGGCAAUUGCAGCAUACUGCACGAGACUGCUACUGCGGGCGCUGCUGUACCAUGGCAAACUGGCACAACUCCUGACGGGACAUGUGGAGGUGCCAAGGGCCAUACUUGCGACGUUGUCUUUGGCAAUUGUUGUAGUAAAGACGGAGUUUGUGGAGGAUUAGAGACACAUUGUGGUGCGGGAUGCCAAGAGGCAUUCGGACUCUGCAAAAGGCAACUGGUGACUCCUGGAAGCGUCUCUCCAGACGGUAGUUGCGGAUCAAGCAGCGGCUAUGUCUGCCAAGGCUCCCCUGCGGUUCCACAACUGGUCAUUGUACCGCUGGCUGCCAAGCAACAUUUGGCUCAUGCACAAAAACAGACAGCUCCCCUGAUGGGACAUGCGGAGGAGCAAAUAAGUUCAAGUGCGCAGGAUCUGGUUUCGGUGACUGUUGUAGCUCCUCUGGCUUUUGUGGCAGUACCGCAGGUCAUUUAUCUCCUGAUGGGACUUGCGGAGGAACGAACAAGUUCCAAUGUGUCAGCUCCGGCUUUGGAGAAUGUUGCAGCUCUUCUGGGUAUUGUGGCCGAACUGAUAGGCACUGUACUGCUGGCUGUCAGACCGAAUUUGGCACUUGUACUGCUCCCGAUUUGUCCCUGGAUGGGACCUGUGGUGGUGCAAACAAAUUCAAAUGUGUCGGCUCAGGAUUUGGAGACUGUUGUAGCUCUGCUGGUUACUGUGGAAGUACCACUGCGCGAUCGACCUUUGGAAAUUGCUGCAGUUCCUCCGGCUAUUGCGGAACCACGACAGGCCACUGCACAGCUAGUUGCCAAACGGCUUUUGGAACUUGCACAAGCACCGAUCUAUCACCAGAUGGCACUUGCGGCGGUUCUAAUAAGUAUAAAUGUAAAGGAUCAUCAUUUGGAGACUGUUGCAGCCCAAGCGGCUUCUGCGGAGCUACGACUGAUCAUUGCGGUGCUGGCUGCCAACUCACCUUCGGGACGUGUGCAGCUGUCACUACGAUUUCACAAGCUCCUAAGCCGACCGACGUAUCCACCGAUGGCGCUUGUGGAUCAAACGGCAAAAAAUGUCAAGGUAAUGGGCUGGGAGAAUGCUGCUCUCGAACGAACUUUUGUGGAAGCACAGUAAACCAUUGCGCUCAAGGAUGUCAAACAUUAUUCUCGAGCGCUUGCUUGAAAAGUAAUGUGCCAACCCUGGAUGGCUCGUGCGGUUCAGCAAAGGGAGGUUUCACUUGCGCUGGAGGGCCAUUUGACGGAAACUGUUGCUCUGCAGGUGGAUUUUGUGGAAACACGGCUGCACACUGUGGCAGUGGAUGUCAAAAAACCUCUGGAAAAUGUACGUGAGGAGUAGGACAUUUCAAUCCAAAUAUGUUUCUAGAAUAUGUGGCGCAUGGCAUGUCUGUAAAUAAUUGAGGCUAAGGACAUUAUAUCAGGACAGUGCGAC
Cadophora gregata is the source of this 1983-nucleotide messenger RNA. RefSeq lists its product as uncharacterized. Gene Ontology annotation, cellular component: membrane. Gene Ontology annotation, molecular function: chitin binding. Bases 1 to 1668 code for a protein of 555 amino acids. The record is from RefSeq and is a predicted model, not a curated record. The transcript has 9 exons. NCBI's taxonomy places the organism in Eukaryota, Fungi, Ascomycota, Leotiomycetes, Helotiales, Ploettnerulaceae.